AAAAAUGAAGCUGAAAUGAGAGACAUUAGUGAAGAUUUCAAGAAGUAUCCAGGAGUUAUUGGAGCAGUAGAUGGUACCCACAUAUUUGUAAAGGUUGAAAAAAGUCAACAAGAUGGCUACAUAGACGGCUAUAGAAGAACAUCUAUAAAUCUCAUACCAAUAUGUGAUUCUAACACUUUAUUCACCUAUCUGUUUUUAGGAUACCCUGGAUCUGCUCAUGACUCACGGGUUUUUGAAAAUUCAAUUAUGUGCAAAGACAUUGAGAGACAUGGGCCAAACUUCUACUUUUUGGAUACUCAGUAAUAUCACCUAAUUGGUGAUAGUGCAUUUGCAUUAAGAACUUGGCUUAUUACUCCUUACCGAGGCGGCAAUGUGACCAGAAAGCAAAAAUUUCACAAUUACUGUCUUAGUUCCGACAGAGUAAAAAUUGAACAUUGUUUUGGGGCAUAUAAGGGUAGGUGGAGAAGGGUGCAAUAUAUAAAUACCUAUAACAUUUGAAAAGCAGUGGAGAUUGCAACAGCUGCAUGUGUUUUACACAAUUUUUGCAUUUUGCAUAAAGACACCUGGAGUAACGAUUUUUUUGGAAUUGACCUGGACAGAAAUAUAAAUCAGGCUGAACUAAAAGAUAGGGGUAACAUAGAAGCAAAGCGGAAAAGAAAUAGAAUUGCAGACACUUUAUUCUUAUGCUGAUAUAACAUAGAAUAAUAUUAUUGUACCAUGUUUCAAUUUAAAUUGAAUAAAAAACAC
Molecule: messenger RNA, 747 nt
Organism: Acanthoscelides obtectus
Lineage: Eukaryota; Metazoa; Arthropoda; Insecta; Coleoptera; Chrysomelidae
Source: the annotation of a GenBank genome assembly